This is a messenger RNA of Melanotaenia boesemani (Boeseman's rainbowfish), 2539 nucleotides long. It is a transcript of the gene sqlea, whose product is annotated as squalene epoxidase a. Gene Ontology annotation, cellular component: endoplasmic reticulum; membrane. The record is from RefSeq and is a predicted model, not a curated record. Gene Ontology annotation, molecular function: squalene monooxygenase activity; flavin adenine dinucleotide binding. Gene Ontology annotation, biological process: sterol biosynthetic process; cholesterol metabolic process. Lineage: Eukaryota; Metazoa; Chordata; Actinopteri; Atheriniformes; Melanotaeniidae. Bases 220 to 1923 code for a protein of 567 amino acids. The transcript has 11 exons.
UGAACUGUCUGCGGACAAAAAAACCCGGAGUUACAAAGUCUAGCGUUGGUUUGGGGAAUUUUUUAAAUUUUUUUAUUUUUAGAGCAUCGGAUGCACAAAAUCAAAACAAUAAUUACUAGUUUAACUUUUUUUGUGUGUGUAUCUCUUUGUUUAUCUAGGAGGUUUCUUAUUGGUACUUUUCUAUCAUUUAGGCUUUAUUAUUAUUAUUAUUUUUAAAAGAUGUGGACGUUCCUGGGAGUCGCAGCCUUCACAUAUAUAUCCAAAAAAUCUAACCUAAUCUUGAAUUUCGCUUUCAAAGAGCUCAUUAUGGCCGCAGUUUUAUUUCUUGCAGCCGGGCUGCUACUCGCAUAUAUCAGGUUUGCUUAUGGCCACAAGCUCACAGUCUCCCGGGUAAUUAAAUUACCUUUCAGUCUCUUGUCUUUUUUACCUGCUAUCGACCACUUAAUCCCUAAAACCGCAACAUGGUGGAGCAAGAAGGCAGAUAAAAACUGUAAAAAGAGUUGUAGAACAAGAAAAAGAGUGGAAACAAAGAGCUCUGCCUCAGCUUGUGGCUCCUCUGUUGCCCCAGAGCCAGAUGUGGUGAUAGUUGGGGCAGGUGUCUUGGGCUCAGCAAUGGCAGCUGUCCUGGCCAGGGAUGGCAGGAAGGUGACGGUGGUGGAGAGGGACCUGAAGGAGCCUGACAGGAUAGUGGGAGAGCUGCUGCAGCCCGGAGGUUACAGAGCUCUCAGAGAGUUGGGGCUGGAAGACUCAGCGGAGGGUCUGGAUGCCCAUCUGAUAAAAGGCUAUGUGAUCCAUGACAUAGCGAGCGGUACAGAGGUGGAGAUCCCUUACCCCGAGAAGGAGGGAAGCAUCCAGUGCGGACGCGCUUUCCAUCACGGUCGAUUCAUUAUGGGCCUGAGAAGAGCCGCCAUGGCUGAGCCAAAUGUCACGUUUAUAGAAGGCACAGUGACCAGUUUGCAGGAGGAGGAUGGCUGUGUUACCGGAGUCCAGUACAAAGAUAAAGAAAGUGGAGACAUCAAGGAGAUCUGUGCAGCUCUCACCGUGGUGGCUGACGGCUGUUUCUCCAAAUUCAGAAAGAAUCUGGUCCCUGGGAAAUCUCGCAUUUCCUCUUACUUUGUCGGAUGCUUGAUGAAGGACUGUCCCCAGUUUAAAUCCAACCAUGCAGAGCUGGUGCUAGCCCACCCCAGCCCAGUUCUCAUCUACCAGAUCUCCUCCUCUCACACCAGGGUGCUUGUAGACAUCAGAGGGGAAAUGCCUCGAAACCUUCCAGAGUACAUGGCUGAGAAAAUCCACCCACAGCUGCCAGAACAUUUAAAGGAGUCUUUCAUGGAGGCGCUUCAGAACGAUCGACUCCGGUCCAUGCCAGCCAGCUUCCUCCCUCCCUCUCCUGUCAACAAGCCAGGCGUGCUUCUCCUGGGUGAUGCUUACAACAUGAGGCAUCCUCUGACGGGAGGAGGGAUGAGCGUUGCUCUCAAUGACGUUCGGAUCUGGAGAAUUCUGCUCAAGAAGAUUCCAGAUCUAUAUGAUGAGGCAGCCUUACUACAGGCAAAGAAAAAAUUCCACUGGGAACGCAAGUCAUCACAUUCCUUUGUAGUGAAUAUUUUGGCCCAGGCCCUGUACGAACUGUUUGCAGCCACAGACAAUUCCCUUCAUGAGCUAAGGAAGGCCUGUUUCCAGUACUUUAAGCUUGGUGGGCAGUGCAUCAGUGGGCCUAUUGGACUCCUCUCAGUGUUGACACCCAAGCCCAUGACCCUUAUUGGACACUUCUUUGCUGUGGCGCUGUAUGCCGUCUACUUCAACUUCAAGGCUGAAUCAUGGAGCACCAAACCCAGGGCGAUAUUUAAGAGUGGAGUCAUCCUGUACCGAGCCUGCACAGUCAUGUUUCCACUCAUUUACUCUGAAUUCAAGUACCUUGUCUACUAGACCGCACAUCUGGAUGUAAAGUUUGAACUCUGCGUGUGUGUAUGGGGUCUUAAAAAGAUUCCUGUUGGAAACCCACACUUCAAACCAUCUGUUGACUUUUGAGGAUAUUUUUACAGACUUUCCCUCCUAAUGCCUUAAUCUCUAUAAAUAUUACAUCAUUCCAAGAGAUAUACUUGAACAACAAAGUUGUUUUCAGUUACAUCUUCAUGAAUUAUACACUAUUGUCAUUGAACACGCUUUAUUAUGGCCUUAUUAUGCAGAAGUGCCUUAAUGGCGUCCUGUUCUCACCUACAACAGUGCCCUGUCUGCUGAAGGCUUAGGAAGAGGAAAACACUGUUUCUGUUGUUUUUUUUUUCUUGUUGCAUUCCUACGGGAAUCCCCUUUAAUGAAUUCAUUUUUAAAUUUGAGGCACAUAUUAAGAUAAGAAGCAGCAUCAUCUUUGCAUCGUAUUUUUCAGGGUAUUCUUUGCCUGUUUUGCUGAGUAAAAUGUCAGAAUUUCUCUAUUUGAGUAAGUUAAACAUUUUCUGUCCUUUAUUUAAUUUUUUUUCCAGGAAAUUGUCUCUGAACAGUCUUAAUCCUGCUGGAUACCAGUAAAGUUCUGAUAUACACUCACUGG